This is a messenger RNA of Nothobranchius furzeri (turquoise killifish), 2175 nucleotides long. Lineage: Eukaryota; Metazoa; Chordata; Actinopteri; Cyprinodontiformes; Nothobranchiidae. The record is from RefSeq and is a predicted model, not a curated record.
CGUUUAGCGCUCAUAACAAGCGGAUUCUCAGCGCUUUGCUCAUAAAACAGAAGACCUGCAGGCCUCUGUGAGUUAAACAUCCUGAUUGUACAAAAGGCCCCAUAGUUUUGAGUUCUCCUUUCUAUUCUGUUCAGUUGUUCACCUGUAGUUGCUUAGAGUGACCUGUAGAUGUCACCCCACCACUUUGGAUGGGAGAGGUUUUGAACAGGUGGAUACGUGGGUGAGAUCUAUAUGAGUGUGUUCGCUCCAGUUUACCAGCAGAGAAGUGGUCAUUUCGUGAGAAGUGUGCGUUACUGAGCAACAGACCACACACACACACACACACCUGUACCUAGACUUGUAUGUAACACCUGAUCCUCCAACAAGCCUGUUACCUUUGACUGUGUGGAGGCAAUACAAGCGUUCAAACCAUCCUGGGUGUCUUCAGUGUCUUCUUCCUGAAUCGCCAUCCAGGCCUAGAGUAGUGUUCUGGCCGACACUCCGGGGAGUGGCAGCUACAAACCGGAAUCAACACCUUACAGUCCCCCCCUUCCAGCAUUCACCAUGCCUGGCAAAGUGUCCAAACGCAAGGCGGAUGCUGCCAAGCGCAGCAAACGUCCACCUCCGCCCCUGCGUAUUGGGAUUCCAACGCCCAACAGUGACGACGUUCAUCUCUCUGGUACCGGCUGGCGCCAUAGAGUUCGUCGUUGGCCAACUAGUGCAGUGUCCAACAAAGCUCACAAGUUGGUCCUUCCGGGUGGGAUUCCUGACAAGAAAUUCGUCCUACUUGUUGGGGACUCCCACUUGAGGUCCGUGGCAGACGGCAUAGUCCCUAUGCCGGUUGGCGGCCUCGCUUUUGGAGUGAUGUCCACUCCAGGAGCUUGUGCAGAUCUUCUGCGCCUUGAGGUUUCACAGGCUGUGUUACCUCGGGAGCCUGAUGCUGUUUGCGUCAUGGCUCCUUCUAACAACCUUACGGCCAGCAGAACAGUUGAAGAGGCAGGGGAUGCUUUUGAGCGGUACCUUUUGGCUAUUCUCAGUCGCUGGCCUAAGGUUUUCUGUACCGCCAUGAUUCCCCGUUUAGUUGGAUCCUGGGAGCGUCAAGACCUGUUUCAGCAGGAGUACCACCGCAGAUCGGCUAAGCUACGUGUAAGUUACGUGCCGAUCCACGAUGACCUACCCAGGUACCGUCGCGAACUGUGGUGCCGUGAUGGUAUCCACCUCAGUGAUGACCACGGGAUGCCUAUACUCACGCAACUGAUGUGGCAUGCCUCCUAUCAGUUCUUGGAGACACCCGCACCAAAGCCACUGGUGCAGCACCAGGUGUCUCGUCCGCUGAAAGCGAGUAUUGUGCCCCGUGUGGUUGUGAAGGGUGUGGAACGCAUUCCACCUCCACCCCCUUCCGAAUGGACGUUCGUGAGACCUAGCGGGAAGAGGAACCAUUCAGGGGAAUUUGAAAAGGCUUCUAAUUCCCCCAAGAAACGAGUGGUUCUUUCUGAGACUGAUGACACUUCAGUGGCCUUGAAGGAGUGUUUCAUCCCCCUGAAUCCCGUUAGAUUCUCACCUACAAUUCUGGCUGCCAUGGACACGCUAGCUCCAUCGGCUCUUGGUGAUGUCCCCACAGACAUCCAGACUACGUCUGUGGGACAUCGCAAGAAGCCUGCUGUCUUGAAGCCCAGGCCAGUAAAGCAGCGGUUCUUGGAGACAUCCUCACCAAAGCCACUGGUGCAGCGCCAGGUGUCUCAUCCAGUUACGGCAAGUAAUGUGCCACGCGUUGUUGCGAAGGUUGUGGAAACCAUUACACCUCCACCCCCUUCCCAAUGGACACCCGUGAGACCUGAUGGGAUGAGGAACCAUUCAGGGGAGUCUGAACACGCUUCUGAUUCCCCCAAGAAAGUAGUGGUUCUUGGUGAAAUUGGCACUCCAGUGGCUGUGAAGGAGUGUUCCAUCCCACAGUUCUCACCUGACAAUGUGGUUGCCAUGGACACACUUGCUCCAUCGGCUGGUUCAGAUGGUCCCACAGACAUACAGGUAACUUCUACUACGUCUGUGCGACAUUUUAAGAAAGCAGCUAGGCGUGUCCAGCAGGAGGUUGCAUUCCCACCUUGCAUAAAUCCUCUUGCAGACGUGGAGUCUGUUCAUUUUAGGAAGGAGGAUGUAUUGCCCUUUAAUUUCUUUUAUAUAGGUGUUGGACUGUGA